This is a messenger RNA of Aplosporella prunicola CBS 121167, 1953 nucleotides long. RefSeq lists its product as uncharacterized. The coding region runs from base 1 to 1953 and encodes 650 amino acids. The transcript has a single exon. Lineage: Eukaryota; Fungi; Ascomycota; Dothideomycetes; Botryosphaeriales; Aplosporellaceae. The record is from RefSeq and is a predicted model, not a curated record.
AUGGCCGACGAGCCAGCCGUCCCGUCGCUCAAAGCCCGCAUUGCUGCCCUCAACCUACAACCAAAUGCUGGAGUCCUGCCCCCGAGCUACGGUCAAGCCAUAGGCGCAAAGAAACGUCCUCCCCCUCCGCCUUCGGCUCCCCCGCCCCGCCUCUCCUAUGAUGCUCGCAGCGAGAGCACCAACAACCCUCCGCUCCAGGACAAUGGACCAACUACUGCAAGAGGCAUUGGCAAUCUGCCUAUGGAGGCCGAGAACCAGCGACGCAUUCUUCCGCCUCCCACCAUAAGUCGCCCGAACGACGCGCCAGCAUUACCGGCUAGACCUCCACUUCCACCGAGACCGGCUUCUAUGCAGAAGAGCCCUGCGCUGCCACCACGCCGCCCCUCAGGACAGAGCAUACAGAGGAAAGAGAGUCAGGAAUCAAUUUCUACAGUCGCUUCGGGGCGCUCAACCUUCUCCGCACGGUCUGGUGGUACAAGCCUGAGCGGGGUAUCAGAGUCGCAUGGGAACAGAAUGAAAGCGCCGCCUUUUGAUCCCUCGACGCUACCCAAACUACCGCCCAAGAAGAGCAGGGCAGAGAAAGAUGCGGAUCUUCAUUCAGUUCGGUCGAAAUACUUGAACAAGUCUAAUGGCUCGACAUCACCUCAGCCACCAAGUCUGCCCGCCAGACCAGCUCUUCCUAACAGACCGAACACCGUGAGCUCCGCCAUGACACCCAGGCCAAGACGUUCUGCGCUCGAAUGGGGAAUGAACAAGGACACAGAGCAGUCCCCUCCUCUUCCAACCCGUCCUGGUCAGACGAUUGUAGAGGAACCCCCGCCUCUUCCAAUGUCUUCGAAACCUGACCUUUCCGCGUUGCAAGCCAGCAAACCGCAACCAACAGCGCAAAAGCCCUGCCUCAAGUGCCGAGAUUUCCGAGCGGUCGAUGCACAUGCAGCUCGUUUCCCGCGCGAGGCUAUACCAUCGCAUGAUCUGGGCUGGCUGGCUCACCAGCUGACUGAUCCCUUCCCGUCAUUGACUGACAAAGCCCGAGCUAUAUUCAGCUGGCUUCAUCAUAAUAUCGAUUACAACACACGCGACUUCUUUGCCAACAAUGUCAAGGGCUCGACUCCCGCCAGUACUAUUGCCACUGGUCUUGCUGUUUGUGAAGGCUAUGCCGCUCUUUUUUCCGCCCUCGCUUCUCAAGUCGGACUCGAAAGUGUUGUCAUUGGUGGUCAUGGUAAAGGGUUCGGCCAUGCGACUCUUUCUCCGGGCUCACCUGUGCCGCCUUUCGGUUGUGGGCACGCUUGGAAUGCCGUGCGCAUUGAUGACGGCGAAUGGAAGCUGAUCGACUGCUGCUGGGGUGCCGGUUAUAUCGACGGGGGCAGCCGUUCGUACACCAGGGCCUUCAAACCCGCCUACUUUAACAUGGAUAACAACGAGUUUGGGCUCAAACACUUCCCAGAAAACAACCGCUACUUUUUCAGGACCGACGGGCGGGUUAUUACGUGGGAAGAAUACAUCAUGGCACCACCAGGGGCGGAAGUGUACGGCUUCGCCGAAGACCAGGGCAUCAAGCAGACGUCGUUCCAGCCCAACGUCCGCGAAAUCCGCAUCUACGACCCGAGCCCCACGGCGCCGCCGAUCAUCCGCUUCCAGUUCGAGACGGUGUGUCCGCACUACAAUCCCGAGGCGCUGGGCAAGGGCAAGCCGUACAUGUACUUUUUGUGCGUCGAGGGCCGGGAUGGUCGCAACAAGCAGUUCCUCCCGUUUGAGACGAACGGACAGUUCUGGUGGUUGGAUGUCCAGCGCAUGGAGCUGGGCGCGCCGGGGCAGAAGAUCAUGAUUGCGGCGGGAACGAAGUGGAAGGAUGGCGGAGAUGGGAGUGGGAAGGGUGUUACAAGGCAAAUGUAUGAGAUGGAUAAGUACGGGUUUAGGUAUUAUGAUGGAGUUUGUACUUGGAGUUUGGGUUGA